GAGCGCUGCAGUCCAGUGCCCAUCUCGGGUAUGGACAGUGUACACCCGGCAUCUGAGUUCUGUUCCAUUACGAAGCCCUGGCACGAUCCCCUAUACCUAUCACUCCCCUGGAUUACAUACUCCUCUGGUCUGCCUUCUCCUUUCUUGUCUUAGCCACCGCUUCCAAGUCCGCUCCCCUUGCACUCUAUAUAACCCCCUCCUCCACUCCGUUCCGUCGACUCUUGUCCCUCUCUCUUUCUCCCGCCGACGACCAUGAGUCAACUGUCCACAGCUCAGGACCCUCAAAAUACGAUCUGGUGGUCUAAUGGCAUCUUCUUCGUCUCUGUACAUUUAGCUGCCCUCGUUGGCGUGUAUUAUCAUCCUUGGUAUUCUGUCCACCGCGCCAGUCUCUUUCUCUGUUUCCUCCUCUGGCAGUCUGCAUGUUUUGGUAUAACUAUUGGAUAUCAUCGGAUGUAUUCUCAUAGAGCGUUCCGCGCGUCGUUGCCUGUUCGUGUUGUGCUUGCAUUCUUAGGAGCUAGCGCUUUUCAGGGUUCUAUCAAGUGGUGGUGUCUCCGACAUAGGUUGCAUCACCGUUUCACCGAUGACCCAGUUCACGACCCAUACUGCGCGACGCGUGGAUUACUAUGGUCGCACAUGGGUUGGAUCUUCUUCAAGCCAAAGUAUGAAAGGAUGGGUCUUAUUGAUCGCGACGACCUUGACAAUGAUCCUGUUGUUUGGAUUCAACAUGAGUACUACGUCCCUUUCGCGAUUGCCACAGGUCUCCUGUUCCCAGUCGCUCUGGGAAUGAUAUGGGGCGACCCCUUGGGUUCAUUCAUCUACGCUAGUCUAGUUACAAGGAUCAUGAUAUGGCAUUGCACAUUCCUGAUCAAUUCUCUUGCCCAUUGGGAUGGUAUUCAGCCAUAUUCCGACGAGAACACAUCUAGAACCAACCUGAUUCUGGCACUCUUGACAUGUGGCGAAGGCAAUCACAAUUUUCAUGCGUUCCCACAUGACUUCCGGUCUGGACCUGAUAUGUCCGAUUGGGAUCCUACCAAAUGGAUCAUUCUUGCUCUUCACAAGUUCGGACUUGUAACUGGACUACGCACAGCUCGUGAUGCGGAUGUCAUGGACGCUAUUGUGUAUAUGCAUUCCAAGGGACAGCAUCUCCCGCCGCCGAAGUAUGAUGUGUAUAGCAGCGAUGAUCAAGAAAGCAUUCGGUCAUUGUAUGAGAACUGGGAUGAGGCGAAGUUGCAUGAGUAUGUGCAAGCGAAGAAGGGAAGGUGUGUUAUUGUGGUGAAGGGCUAUAUCGUGGACGUUACUGGAUACUUGGGCGAGCAUCCCGGCGGUGCAGCCAUACUUCGGAAAUACUCGGUCAAGCCCCAGGCAAAGACUGAAGCUGGUGAACCUGACGAGACGUGGAAGAAAGCGACAUGGGCCUUCGAAGGAGGGCUUAACAAACACACUAGAGCUGCGAAGAGGCACAUGCGCGAAUUGGUUGUGGCUAGGUUGCAUUCCAACUAGACGGGACUCUCUGCACUAUAUCGGAUCACGAAAUGCAUGAAAUUAUGUUAAAGAACGAUUGGUAUCACUAUGGGCUUUCAAACUGGCUUUUCUUGUUGUAGAAUUCAUUGUACAUACAACCUUUGCAAUAGUAGCUGUAAAUAUUCAAGCUGUACAACG
Molecule: messenger RNA, 1659 nt
Organism: Somion occarium
Lineage: Eukaryota; Fungi; Basidiomycota; Agaricomycetes; Polyporales; Cerrenaceae
Source: the annotation of a GenBank genome assembly